Messenger RNA from Rodentolepis nana, 324 nucleotides. NCBI's taxonomy places the organism in Eukaryota, Metazoa, Platyhelminthes, Cestoda, Cyclophyllidea, Hymenolepididae. The record is from the annotation of a GenBank genome assembly.
CAAUAUCUAGAAUGGCCAGCAACUCAGUGGGCACUUUACAAGGACCUGCAACAGCUUUACAUGACCGUUGAGAGUUCAGCCGUUGACCAAGCAGAAUUCCUUGAAGUUGACGUGAUGACAGGCAGACUAACUCUGAAGCCAAAGACGGUUCAGAUGGUGCCUCGCUACGAAUGGGGUGAUCAAGAGGAUUGGCACCACAGCAGUGAGUCCGUCAAUCAGUCAGGCAGCCAGUCAGUGCUUUCUAUGGAAGUUAUGACGAUUCGUCUUGGAGAACUAGGACAGCAGGAAUUCAUUCAGCAUUGGCCCAUAUUACAAGGUGAAUGA